Molecule: messenger RNA, 3362 nt
Organism: Chaetura pelagica (chimney swift)
Lineage: Eukaryota; Metazoa; Chordata; Aves; Apodiformes; Apodidae
Gene: CACNA2D1
Product: calcium channel, voltage-dependent, alpha 2/delta subunit 1
Exons: 34
Coding region: 1-2949 (982 amino acids)
Cellular component (GO): L-type voltage-gated calcium channel complex
Molecular function (GO): voltage-gated calcium channel activity
Source: RefSeq, a predicted model, not a curated record
AUGGGGGAUGAUGGGAUCCACCCUAGAGUGCUGAGGGAGCUGGUGGGGGAGCUCACUAAGCCUCUCUCCAUCAUUUAUCAACAAUCCUGGUCAACAGAGGAGGUACCAGAUGACUGGAGGCUGGCUAACAUGAGGCCCUUCUACAGGAAGAGCCAGGAGGAUCCAGUGAACUCAACAAUUGUGUUAAAUGAACUCAACUGGACUGCGGCACUGGACGAUGUAUUCAAGCGGAACAGAGAAGAAGAUCCCACUUUAUUAUGGCAGGUCUUUGGUAGUGCAACUGGCCUUGCCAGGUAUUACCCAGCUUCCCCAUGGGUAGAUAAAAGUCGAACACCAAACAAAAUAGAUCUGUAUGAUGUUCGCAGAAGACCAUGGUAUAUCCAAGGAGCUGCAUCUCCCAAAGACAUGCUAAUUUUAGUUGAUGCGAGCGGGAGUGUCAGUGGGCUGACACUGAAGCUGAUACGCACUUCGGUCAUUGAGAUGUUGGAGACCUUGUCUGAUGAUGACUUUGUGAAUGUAGUCUCAUUUAACAAUAAUGCUCAGAAUGUCAGUUGCUUUAAUCAUCUUGUCCAAGCUAAUGUGAGAAACAAGAAGAAGCUGAAAGAAGCUGUGUAUAAAAUCUCUGCUAAAGGAAUUACAGACUACAAAAAAGGCUUUAGCUAUGCUUUUGAACAGUUGCUGAAUCACAGUGUCUCUAGAGCUAACUGCAAUAAGAUUAUUAUGUUGUUUACGGAUGGUGGUGAAGAGAGAGCACAAGAAAUUUUCCAUAAAUAUAAUGAAGACAAAAAAGUACGUGUGUUCACAUUUUCUGUUGGUCAACAUAAUUAUGACAAAGGACCCAUACAGUGGAUGGCCUGUGAAAAUAAAGGUUACUAUUAUGAAAUUCCAUCCAUUGGAGCCAUAAGAAUAAACACCCAGGAGUAUCUGGAUGUUUUGGGAAGACCAAUGGUUUUAGCUGGAGAGAAAGCCAAACAAGUUCAAUGGACAAAUGUCUAUCUGGAUGCUCUGGAGCUGGGCCUUGUAAUUACAGGAACUCUGCCUGUCUUCAAUCUAACAAAGGAGCAAAAUGGGAAAAUAAAUCAGCUGAUUCUUGGAGUAAUGGGGGUUGAUGUCUCUUUGGAGGACAUAAAAAAACUGACACCCCGAUUUACACUUUGCCCAAAUGGAUACUAUUUUGCAAUUGAUCCUAAUGGGUAUGUGCUACUUCAUCCAAAUCUCCAACCAAAGCAAAUUGGUGUGGGCAUACCAAAAGUUAAUUUGAGAAAAAGGAGACCAAAUGUACAGAAUCCUAAAUCCCAGGAGCCUGUUACACUGGAUUUUCUAGAUGCUGAAUUGGAAAAUGAUAUUAAAGUUGAGAUUCGCAAAAAAAUGAUAGAUGGAGAAAGUGGAGAAAAAACAUUUGAAACUCUGGUCAAGUCCCAAGAUGAGAGAUACAUUGAUAAAGGAAACAGAACCUAUACAUGGACUGCUGUGAAUGGCACUGACUACAGUUUGGCAUUGGUGUUACCAUCAUACAGCUUUUAUUAUAUUAAAGCUAAAAUAGAAGAACCAAUAACUCAAGCCAGAUAUUCAGAAACCCUGAAGCCUGAUCAUUUUGAUGAAGCUGGCUAUACCUUUAUAGCACCAAGAGAAUACUGUAAUGAUGUCAAAAAAUCAGAAAACAACACUGAAUUUCUAUUAAAUUUCAAUGAAUUUAUUGACAGAAAUACUCCAAAUAGUCCAUCCUGUAAUACAGAUAUGGUCAUUAGAGUUUUGCUGGAUGCAGGAUUUACAAAUGAACUUGCCCAAAAUUAUUGGAGUAAGCUGUCUCUUGAUGGUGUUGUUGCACAAUUUGUUGUUACGGAUGGUGGAAUUACUAGAGUGUUCCCAAAAAGGGCAGGAGAAGAUUGGAUGGAAAAUGCUGAAACAUAUGAAGUCAGCUUCUAUAAACGUAGUUUAGAUAAUGACAACUAUAUAUUCACAGCUCCGUACUACAACAAAAGUGGUGCCAAUAGCUAUGAAACAGGUAUUAUGGUAAGCAAGGCUGUGGAAAUAACGAUUAAUGGGAAGCUUCUGAAACCAGCAGUUGUUGGAAUAAAAAUUGACGCAACCGGCUGGAUGGAAAAUUUCACAAAAACCACAAUCAAGAGCCUGUGCAACAGUGAAAUCUGUGGCUGUGAGAGAAACAGUAUGCAUGUGGACUGUGUUAUCCUUGACGAUGGUGGAUUUCUUUUGAUGUCAAAUCGGGAUGAAUAUACACAGCAGAUUGGAAGAUUUUUCGGUGAAAUUGAUCCUGGUCUGAUGCGAAACCUGAUUAACAUGUCCCUGUAUGCCUUUAACAAGUCGUAUGACUAUCAAUCAGUCUGUGAUCCUGAAGAAGAACCAAAGCAAGGAGCUGGACUUCGUUCUGCUUAUGUGCCUACGAUAACAGAUAUUUUGCAUCUAGGAUGGUGGGCUUCAGCAGCUGCCUGGUCUAUCUUACAGCAGCUGUUUUUGAGCUUGACCUUUCCACGUUUCCUUGAGGCAGCUGAUAUGGAAGAUGAAGAUUUCAGUGCUGCCCUGUCUAAAACAAGUUGUAUCACUGAGCAAACUCAGUAUUUCUUUGAAAAUGAUGAUAAAUCUUUUGGUGGGAUUGUAGACUGUAUAAACUGCUCCAGACUUUAUCAUGCAGAGAAGAUUUCAAACACCAAUCUAGUAUUCAUUAUUAGUGACAGCCAACUGCUGUGCCGCUCCUGUGACCCAAAGCCACUGAUGCAAGCAGAGAAGCCGGAUGAAGGGCCAAAUCCUUGUGAAAUGGUCAAACAACCAAGAUACAGAAAGGGUCCUGAUGUCUGUUUCGAUGAAGCCAAGCAGGAAGAUUCGACCGACUGUGGUGGUGCCUCUGGUCUGAGUCCAUCACUGUGGUCUGUGGUAGGAAUUCAGCUGGUCCUCCUCUGGCUGCUAUCUGGCAGCAGACACUGCCAGUUAUGACUUUGCUAAACCAAAACCUGCAUAACUUAAUCAAGACCCAGCCAAAAUGACAGCCUCCGUCUCAUCUCCAAAAGGGUCAGUUGUUCGGACAGCAGCAGAACAGCAUCGCUCGUGUCUGGUUACUGCUCAUUGUGAGACUCAUCAAGGCACCCACGGUGGCUGCAUGUUGGAGUGUCGGAUCCUUAAACGUGUGUGAAUGCUGCAUCAUCUAUGCCAUCCAACCAGAAUUCUGUACCUGCUUCACUUGGGAAUCUAAGAUUAUUUUAUUUUUGUUUGUUUGUUUGUUGUUGCAAUCCUGAUGACUUCAUGUGAAAGGGCUCCCCUGACAAUAGCUUAUGUAUAUGAUUUUGAUUUCUUUUAAGCUUUGGAUAUCUUGAAGAUUUAUAUUCUUUUACAUGAACAUUUAUUAAAAA